Molecule: messenger RNA, 1564 nt
Organism: Actinia tenebrosa (Australian red waratah sea anemone)
Lineage: Eukaryota; Metazoa; Cnidaria; Anthozoa; Actiniaria; Actiniidae
Product: melatonin receptor type 1A-like
Biological process (GO): G protein-coupled receptor signaling pathway
Cellular component (GO): membrane
Molecular function (GO): G protein-coupled receptor activity
Source: RefSeq, a predicted model, not a curated record
CAUUACUUCAAGUAAGUCAUUUCAGUUAUCCACAGUCGCAGUUCCUAGACAUCUUGGUCAGUCCAUGGCACACUAAUAUAAGUGGAUAAAGUGACUAACGUGCAAUACUCUCUUUAAUACUGUAGAACUUCUGGCUGACAGCGAAUAAUUCAACCUAAGUGUGAAGAAUGCGAUAACAAUUUCUUUUAAUUUUCAACAAUGUAGAUGGGUGAGAGUUCUGAGUAUACAUCUUCUUCAUUUUUAAAUGUUAUUCUCAGACGCUAUCAAUCAUCUUCCUCUUCAAUGUCAAAGAAUACGAUUUUUAAUUUUUGAUAGCCAAAGGAGCUAAGAAUUUGAGCGAUUUUUCACAGAAGAGUUCCUUUAAAAGUACAAGUUAAAACAUGACAAACAAGACUGGCAACUCUGAGUCGCUUUUUGAUGCCUUACGAUUAUUCCAUAGAAGUGAUUCCAUCGCAAUCUUCGAGGGUUCAGUUGGACUCUUCAUUCUUAUUGUUGAUUUAUUGUGCAAUCUUGUCGUUUGUGUUAUCUUCGUACAACACAAAGAAACAGCAAAUGCCUUUAACGUUUACAGCUUAUCCCUUGCUGUGGCUGACAUUAUCCUUUCUGCUGUAGCCAUGCCAUUCUCAGUUCUUGCUUUAUUCAAAGGAUACUGGGAUUUUGGUUCUGCAUGGUGUACGAUUCAAGGGGUUGUCGCUGUUUGGAGCUGUGAGGCUUCAAUCUUGACCAUGACUCUGGCAGCACUCCAUCGAUAUACGAAAAUGCUCCGAACGCCAUUCCACAAGCGACUAUACACUAAAGGCUUUAUAAUCAAAAGUAUUAUCUUCGCAUGGGUAUUGGCUAUCAUGGGACCCGUCAUCUAUCUUCUAAAAGGAAGUUCCUUUGCGUUUGUGCCAGCAUUUGCGAUCUGUACUUUCGACUAUUACGCUCUCGAUACAACGUUUGCAGCUCUGAUGGUAAUCUUUCUCUCCAUCAUCCCCUUCAACAUUAUUUUGUUUUGCUAUCUAAAAGUGUGGCGGUUCGUACAAGCACACAAAGCUGCCAUGAGCAUGAGACAGGUUCCUACUGAAGAGAUACGCCUUAAUAAACUUGUUGGGGCUAUAGUUUUUAGCUUUGUUUUGUGCUGGACACCUUUGGUUGUAGUUGUGUUCAUCAUUGCUUUCCAAGGCGUUUUAUUCGUACCAAGAGAAGUGUGUUUGUUUGCUAUCUUCAUGGCCAGCACCUCAAGUUGUCUUAACCCUAUCAUAUACACCGCUUUCUUUAGAGAUGCCAAAAAAAUCUUUUGCCGAAAGAUCAGGUGUUGCUGUAAGUUACGAGCAGUAAGUCAAAUUGGACCAAAACUGGAAUCAACGAAGAUUGAGAUGAAAAACACAUCAGCACAGGAAUAGAAUUUACAGUGUUAAUAACCUCUUCAUGAUAAAUGCUUCUAGGCCACUCGAUAUUAUCAAAAAUCAAUGCUUUGGGAAUGAUGCGGACAGCAUUUUGGGAACCUUUUUGAGUCUCUCAUUCCUCGACCAGGUUGUUAUUAUUGUUGUUGUUGUCUUUGUUGUUGGUUGUUAUUGUUAUU